GUCACGUGACGUCUAGGAAGUCAAACAGGUUUAGAUGAUGUCAUGAACAUUGCGACAAUUGUCUGUUCUUUUCGUUUAAAAAAAAGAUAAUUAUUAUUUAUUAUUUUAUUUAUUUAGAUUACAUACUUUAUACACUGAGUGUAGUGCAUGUCAUUUGGCCAUCAAAAACAACUCUGUUGGUGUUUAGUGUAAGAUUUGAUUAAUAUCUAUGCGCUUUUGUUUUGUUUUUUUGCUUUUGGCGCUCAUAUUUCACUGUGAAAAUGCUUUAAACCAGCGAAUCGUCGGUAUAUAUUAAGACGCGUUAAUGAAAAUACUGCGGCUUAGGUUUUAAAUCUCAAUAUUAUAUGUCAGAUCCGUAGUUUUGUGUCGCUGAGUUUGUCAAUGGAAAGUGGAAAACAGACCGAGUGGAGCUCGGCUUUAGAUAAAGACUUCAUUCAAGAUCCCGUUUCUGCUGUGAUUCCUCCGGGUCCUUCUCCGUGGAGCCUCUCGUCCGGGCCUUGGUCCUCUGAGAGCCAAGGCCCGUCAGGAUUACAUCAAUAUGCUGAAGCGCAACAUUACAGCAGUUUUAUCCCCAGCAAUGAACCACAAAGCCAAACCUUACAGAGGGGGGACUGGACUGAGGAAAGAUCCACAAAUACAAACGAGAACUGGGAAUCAAACAUGUCAUCACAAAUCAGCUCCUUUAAGGAUGCCAUGCAUCAUAUUGUUUCAAAGACUGACAAAACAUUCAAAUUAGAGGUGAAGUAUAUCAAUGCAGUGAAAGGGCGUGGUCUAUUUGCAAAGCAUUCCAUUUGCAAAGGUGAAUUUGUUGUUGAAUAUAGGGGAGAUAUAAUAAAUGAUGAAGAGUUGCAGAACAGAAGAAAACGGUACCACGCAUCCAGUGCUGCAUUUAUGUUUGAGUUUAAGAGAAGAGGGAAAACAUGGUGUAUUGAUGCCUCUAGAGAAGAUGGAUCGUUUGGGCGAAUAGUUAAUGACGACCAAAAACAUCCAAACUGUGAGAUGAGGAAAAUUUAUGUGAAUGGAAAGAUACACCUUUGUUUGUUUGCCCUGAAUGACAUUAAAGAAGGAGAAGAAAUUACAUAUGAUUAUGGAGGAGUAGACUACCCAUGGAGAACACAAACGACCAGCAUUGCUGCUAAUACCAAGGCAGAACGUGACUCUGAUCCUUCCCUCAGGUCACAAACUCCGAUGAAUGAUGCUCCUGGUCAAAUUAACUCUCCUCAAAUUGUGACACAGCUCCAAAAUGAAAAUGAGAUUUUUGAACCAAGACUGAGACGGACUAAAAGUAUAAUAAUGAAAGACAAAGAUCUUGAAGAUUCCGAUGAACUCUUUGAUUCUACACCAGAGAGUUCAGACUACUACUUUACAGAUACCACUUCUGAAAGUGACUUUGACUGUGAUGCUAAUCCUACACCAAACCAGACAAAACUUCAGCUUCUUUAUGAUCAACUGGAUGUUGAUGAUUCAGGCUCACUGAGCUCCCUUGACUGUGACACAGCAACAACAGAAAAAACCCAUCAGCAACAGAAAAAAGCAUCUGGAACAGAAAAACCAGGUUCAAGUCAAAAAGCAAUAGAAGGUGUAGUUGUUAGUGCGUUCCAAAAAAGAGGUGUUAGUAGAGUGUACAACAAGAGACAUUACUGCCUGUAUUGCUGUAAGCCUUAUGCCAAGGUGGCAAGGCAUCUAGAAGGUUCACAUGCAAAUGAAUCUGAUGUGGCUAAAGCGCUAAGCUUUCCAAAGAGUUCCAAGGAGAGAAGAAAACAGCUAGAUUAUAUUCGCAAAAGAGGAAACUAUGUUCACAAUGCUGCUGUAAUGGAAUCAGGAAAGGGGGAACUAGUGCCAUGUAAACGACCCUCCAAAGAAGCACAGGGAAAAGAUUUCAUGCAUUGUGCAUACUGUCAAGGACUUUUUGCAAGAAAGGUCCUGUGGCGACAUAUGCGCACUUGUAUGCUUCAACCUCAAUCGGUCCCUCUCAAACCAGGAAAAAAACGUGUACAGUCGAUGUGUAUAUACACAGGGCCUGUGCCUUCAAACAUGACUAAACAACUAUGGGAAGUAAUUAGUGUCAUGAAUCUUGACCCAGUCACAGAUUUAAUAAAAAAAGACAAACUAAUUAUUGAUGUUGGUCAGCAUUUGUUAAACACAGGUGGGCUAUCAGCCAAGAAUAAACAGUGUGUGCGAGAGAAGAUGCGAGAAUUGGGAAGGUUAGUUCACAAUGCUAGAAGAGUCACCUCCUUAAAAACAAUGGAAGAUUGUGUAAAUCCAAAGAAGUACAUGGAGACUGUCAAAGCUGUCAAGUAUACAUGUGGGUAUGAAUCUGACAAAUUCAUGAUUCCAUCACUUGCAAAGAAGCUUGGGAAUUCUCUUCUUCAAGUAAGCAAAUUCUUAAAAGCCCAGGGCUUAAUGUCUAAUAACAAACAACGAGUUAAGAAUGCCAGUGAGUUUCAAGACAUCCAUCAGGAAAAGUGGAACGAAAUGAUCUUAGACACAGCAAUGAGGAAUAUUAGGGAAGCAAAGUGCAAUGUGCCCGCUCUCAUACCUUUUUCUGAAGAUUUCCAAAAAAUGCACACAUAUCUCAGUCAAGUGCAAGAUAAGUGGUACAAAUCACUCUCUGAAAGUUCCUCCACUAAAGCCUGGGUGGAGCUGGCAAAGGUUUGUCUAGCCCAGAUAAUUCUCUUUAACCGGCGCAGGGGAGGAGAGGUGGCGAGCAUGCCGUUGUCUGCGUUUUUUUCAAGAGACACUUUUGAUCCACAUGAGGGUGUGGACUGGGCACUGUCCGAAGUAGAAAAACAGCUCUGCAGACACAUCUCAAGGAUUAUCACCAUGGGAAAGUGUGGU
This is a messenger RNA of Carassius gibelio (silver crucian carp), 2838 nucleotides long. RefSeq lists its product as uncharacterized. Gene Ontology annotation, molecular function: protein binding. The record is from RefSeq and is a predicted model, not a curated record. Lineage: Eukaryota; Metazoa; Chordata; Actinopteri; Cypriniformes; Cyprinidae.